Messenger RNA from Solanum pennellii, 962 nucleotides. Its product is annotated as acyl-acyl carrier protein thioesterase ATL3, chloroplastic. NCBI's taxonomy places the organism in Eukaryota, Viridiplantae, Streptophyta, Magnoliopsida, Solanales, Solanaceae. Bases 38 to 664 code for a protein of 208 amino acids. Gene Ontology annotation, molecular function: fatty acyl-[ACP] hydrolase activity. The transcript is spliced from 5 exons. The record is from RefSeq and is a predicted model, not a curated record. Gene Ontology annotation, cellular component: chloroplast.
ACCUCUGCAAAUUCUUCACCAUUUUUUAGACGCACAAAUGUCUCAAUGCAUCGCUUCCCCUUUGAUUCGCAGCAUUGGAUCCACUUCAGUCGGUAACUCACUGUUGCCGAAUCAUCGGCCACCGUCUACAUUACCGGUCAUUCCUCACCGGCAGCUCCUGCUUCCAAAUUUACAGUUAUCCGUCAGUAAAUUGAGGAGUUUUGGAGCUCAUGCUUUUGAUCUCAAAGGUAGCCAAGGAAUGGCUGAGUUCCAUGAAGUUGAACUCAAAGUCCGGGACUAUGAAUUGGAUCAGUAUGGUGUUGUAAACAAUGCUAUUUAUGCAAGUUAUUGCCAACAUGGUCGUCAUGAGCUUCUAGAAAGGAUUGGUAUAAGUGCUGAUGAAGUGGCACGCAGUGGUGACGCACUAGCACUAACAGAGCUGUCACUUAAGUAUCUAGCACCUUUAAGGAGUGGAGAUAGAUUCGUCGUGAAGGCACGAAUAUCUGAUUCUUCAGCUGCUCGUUUGUUUUUCGAACACUUCAUCUUCAAGCUUCCAGAUCAAGAGCCCAUCUUGGAGGCAAGAGGAAUAGCAGUGUGGCUUAAUAAAAGUUACCGUCCUGUCCGAAUUCCGGCAGAGUUCAGAUCAAAAUUUGUUCAGUUCCUUCGCCAGGAGGCAUCCAACUAAUGUGCUUGUCAACAAAAUCCAGAAGAGUUCUUUUGAUCAAACAUUUUUCUCUGAAAGUGAAAAUUUGCUCCUUUUAUAUACUGACCCAAAAAAUCUAGCAACUUAAGGUAAUUUUGUUUGGUUAAUAUCACUCUUGGUCCCUCAAUUUUUAAUAAUAUUGAAUUUAGUCCCUUCCAGGCCUCCGCUUGUGGAGUUACACCUUGUAUGUUCUAAUGUUGUUGUAGCUUUUGAAUUUAGUCCUUGUAAUAUCUUACCACUUUUGAUCUUCGAUUAAUCGAAAUAUGUACUUUUAAUCCUU